AUGACUCGCGCCCUCAACACUGGAAACUCCCUCCUUAACAAGACUGCUCGGAAUAUUCUUGAGUAUAACAUCCAGCAUUCUGACUUCCCGCUGCCUCUUGAGCCGCUUGAACAAUACGUUAGCAAGCGACUUCUGAUUAGCAUCAUAUGGGCUUUCUCUGGUGAUGCCAGAUUGGGCUUGCAGGCAGAAUUAGGCGAUUUUCUCAGCAAGCAGAUAGGAAUUGCUUGCCUUUUUUAUUUGUGGCUCUCAAAACACAAAUCUCUUAUACUCUGUGGUUCUCCCGGUUCUGGCAAGACGACGACUCUCUUCAGUGCUCUUCGCAAACUACCCGAUAUGGAAGUUGUGGGUCUGAACGUUUCCAGCGCAACGACUCUGGAGUUGACACUGAAGACCUUUGAGCAAUAUUGCCAGCAUCGGAAAACUCCUAACAGCAUCAUUAUGGCUCCUGUACAGCUAGGCCGAUGA
Molecule: messenger RNA, 465 nt
Organism: Heterobasidion irregulare TC 32-1
Lineage: Eukaryota; Fungi; Basidiomycota; Agaricomycetes; Russulales; Bondarzewiaceae
Exons: 2
Coding region: 1-465 (154 amino acids)
Source: RefSeq, a predicted model, not a curated record